Molecule: messenger RNA, 1201 nt
Organism: Parasteatoda tepidariorum (common house spider)
Lineage: Eukaryota; Metazoa; Arthropoda; Arachnida; Araneae; Theridiidae
Gene: Tsen2
Product: tRNA splicing endonuclease subunit 2
Biological process (GO): tRNA-type intron splice site recognition and cleavage; tRNA splicing, via endonucleolytic cleavage and ligation
Cellular component (GO): cytoplasm; tRNA-intron endonuclease complex
Molecular function (GO): nucleic acid binding; tRNA-intron lyase activity
Source: RefSeq, a predicted model, not a curated record
UAAACAGAAGUAGGUGGCUGGAAACGUUAAUCAAAACAAAAGUGUUUGUUGUGUAUGGAUUUGAAAAAUUUUAAUUUUGUGAAUUUCUGUAUUAUUGUUUUAACGUAUGAGAAAAGCAUUUAAUAAAAAUGGCAUCUUCAAAUUUUGUUACUUUACCAAAUCCUGUUUCAAAGUCUAAAAAAUCGUCGAAAUGUGUUUAUCCUUUUCCUAUUAUUAGAAGUAAUUGCAAUGAAACCCAAGCAGAUCCAAAUUGGCAGUGUAUGAUCGGUUACUUACAAGACUAUUGUAUUUUAGUUCACGAUGAUGAAAGCAUCAAGAUAUUAUACAGUCAAGGUUUUUUCGGCAAAGGAACUUUGUCAAAAAAUGCUCCAAAAGUUUGUGUUGAAGAUAAAGAAAUAAAAAAUGAGAAGAGUGAAAGGGUUUUGCAAAAUGAAGCUUCUAAUCAGGACGAUGACAUCAUCGAUGUUGAUGAUGAUGAGGAAGACGUAAAACCUUCAACCUCGAAGGAGGAGAAUAUUGAAGUUGUUAUAUCAGAUUCGGAUUCUAGUUCUGAAAUAGAAGUUGAUUCUGUGAAAAAGAAAGAUAGCUCUAAAGAGGAUCAGUCUGAUGAAAAAGAAAGCCUGCAACUCACUUUUGAGGAGGCAUAUUUCCUUUCAUAUGCAUUAGGAUGUUUAGUAAUUAAGGAUAAUAAGGAUCAGCCCAUAGACUUAGCCAGAUUGUGGAAUAAAUUUUGUGAAUCUUCUCCUGAUGGAAAUUUUCCUGUAAUGUACACUGCAUAUCAUCAUUUUAGAAGCAAAGGUUGGAUUGUAAAACAGGGUCUCAAGUAUGGAGUUGAUUACCUUUUGUACAAAGAUGGCCCUGCUUUCUAUCAUGCAACAUAUUCUGUUAUCGUAAAACCUGUAAAGGAGCAAAACUUCAGAGAAGUAAGAGGUAGUCGACAAAUGACAUGGUCUUCUUUAUUAGCUCUAAACAGAUUGAAUAGCAGUACAGGAAAGAGCUUGUUGUUUCUGUAUGUAAUAAAGCCAAGUGGACUGUCUGAAAACAAAAUAUCUACUCCAUUCUGUAUUUCACAAUAUAAAGUAGAGGAAGUACUUUUCCAGCGUUGGGUAGCAUCUGAAAAUAGAGGAGAGAAUGAUUAACUGAAGUGUGUAAAAAAAUAUUGUGAUAUUUUAUGUAAAUAAAACUUUUAUACAUAAAAAAA